UUAUAUUCUCAAAAAAAAAAAAAAAAAAAAAAACACCCAAACAUCCAUACCUGUUUCAAACCCAAUUCCAUUUGGUCUCUCUGCUCCUUCUCCAAUUCUUGAGAACAAAACCAACAAUUCCGGUCCGAUCUCUGGUGUCGUUUAAGGCGAUGCCAGAGGUCGGCAAUAUUGCCACCGGCAUACAACCUUCGCCGGCCAACAUUUUGUUUGGAAAAUAUGAGAUUGGAAAACUCCUUGGCUGUGGCGCUUUUGCAAAGGUCUACCAUGCCAGAGACGUAGUUACGGGCCAAAGCCAUGCUGUCAAAGUAUUCAAUAAACAAAAGAUUACUAACAACGCGAAUCUCAUGUCAAACAUCGAGCGCGAGAUUGAUAUCAUGCGCAGGCUUCGCCAUCCCAAUAUUGUUAGAUUGUAUGAAGUUUUAGCUACAAAAACAAAGAUUUAUUUUGUGAUGGAGCUUGUUAAAGGUGGUGAGUUAUUCGCAAAGGUGGCCAAGACUCGUCUUAGUGAAUCUCAAAGCCGGAAGUAUUUUCAGCAAUUGAUCUCAGCAAUUGGAUAUUGUCAUUCGCGUGGUGUAUAUCACCGAGAUCUUAAACCAGAGAAUCUAUUGAUUGACGAGAAUGGAAACUUGAAGGUUUCAGAUUUUGGUUUGAGUGCUCUUACAGGACAGAUACGGGAUGACGGUUUGUUACAUACAUUAUGUGGUACACCGGCUUAUGUUGCACCUGAGAUCCUCACAAAGAGAGGCUAUAAUGGAUCAAAGGCAGAUCUGUGGUCGUGUGGUGUCAUUUUGUUUGUAUUGACAGCAGGAUACCUACCAUUUAAUGAUCCAAAUCUCAUGAAUAUGUACAAAAAAAUAUACAGAGGUGAUUAUCAAUUUGCAAAAUGGAUGUCUUCGGAUCUCCGCAGACUAUUAGCCCGUCUCCUUGACACAAACCCCGCGACAAGGAUCACCAUUGACGAGAUCACAAGUAAUCCAUGGUUCAAGAAAGGAAGCAAAGGAACAAAAUUUUACGAGUGUGAGUGUGAGGAUGAAGAAUUCCUAGUGAAACCUGAACAGAAUGCUAACCCAACGCCAUUAAAUGCCUUUGACAUCAUCUCAUUUUCCUCUGGUUUGAACCUCUCACCUUUCUUUGAUAACACAUAUAACAUGCCACAUCGAGGAGAAAAACUAGUGGUGGCCAGAUCCCCAGAGGAAGUUAUUGACAAGAUUCAGGAGAGUGUGAAAGAGGAAAAUGUUUUGAUAAAGAAGCGAAAGGAUUGGGGUGUAGAGUUGGUAUGGCAAAACAGGAAAUUUGUGAUCGGGUUGGAGGUUUUCCGGUUGACGGAACAAGUAGUGGUGGUGGAAGUUCGGAGUAGAGGUGGAGGUGCAGAGUUGUAUGAUGAGUUUUGGAAGAACAGGAUCAAGCCAGGGCUGCUCGACCAAUGAAGGGAAGCUCAGGUAGCAGACAACUAGAGACUCGACGGCAGGAUGGUGUCCAACAUCUUUAUUUGUCAAUAUAACCUUGUAGAUUUCUUAUAACAUAAUAAACAUUUUUACUUAAUAAUA
Molecule: messenger RNA, 1547 nt
Organism: Erigeron canadensis
Lineage: Eukaryota; Viridiplantae; Streptophyta; Magnoliopsida; Asterales; Asteraceae
Product: CBL-interacting serine/threonine-protein kinase 11-like
Exons: 1
Coding region: 150-1427 (425 amino acids)
Biological process (GO): signal transduction; protein phosphorylation
Molecular function (GO): protein kinase activity; ATP binding
Source: RefSeq, a predicted model, not a curated record